Capsicum annuum is the source of this 722-nucleotide messenger RNA. RefSeq names its product FCS-Like Zinc finger 17. The record is from RefSeq and is a predicted model, not a curated record. Lineage: Eukaryota; Viridiplantae; Streptophyta; Magnoliopsida; Solanales; Solanaceae. The transcript is spliced from 2 exons. Bases 97 to 564 code for a protein of 155 amino acids.
UCCUCCACUUAUCUACCUUCAUAUCAAACACCUUUGUGCUUACUAGCUCAUUCUUCAUUUUCUGCCCUAUUUUUUUUUUUUAUCCCUUCUCAUAAAAUGGGGAAAUCAGUUGCAGUUGGGUUGAAGAUUUUAAUUAAUCAGAAGAAGAUUUGUGGACGGAAAAAAGAUGUUAAUAAUGUUUUAAUUAUGUAUAGUUCAAGAUUCAACAAAGUGAAACCCAUCUUCCACACUAAUCCUACUGAAUCUCUUAGCAGUGAACAUGAUUGUUGCUUCCUCAAAUAUUGUUUCCUUUGCAACAAGACUUUGAAGCUCGACAAAGAAGUUUACAUGUACAAGGGUGACUUGGGAUUCUGCAGUGUGGAGUGUAGAAACAGGCAGAUUUAUUUGGAUGAAAUUAAAGAGAUUGAAAGCUGUACUAAGAAAAUGUUGCAAUCUUUUCGUCGAUGUGGAGAUGAUGGUCGCCGUUGUACUGAAACUUUCGCUCUAUUGGAGGAAUAUAAGCAACGGCGAAAUCCCUUAGCAUAUUCUAAGAAAAAUAUUCGACCUUUAUUCACACUAUCAUAAUAAUUCAUUCUCAUUUUGCUUUAUCCUCAAUUUUUUUUUAUUGAUUCUCAAUAUAGUAUUUUUGGUUCGACUAUUCCAAUAUGCUUUUGGUAUGUCUAGUAUGGGAACAAAAUGAUUCCUUUCAAUAAUCAAUCAAAAAUCUCGGAUUAAAGAUGAAA